Messenger RNA from Xyrauchen texanus (razorback sucker), 887 nucleotides. RefSeq names its product CMRF35-like molecule 7. Bases 12 to 887 code for a protein of 291 amino acids. The record is from RefSeq and is a predicted model, not a curated record. NCBI's taxonomy places the organism in Eukaryota, Metazoa, Chordata, Actinopteri, Cypriniformes, Catostomidae. The transcript is spliced from 6 exons.
AUAAGAGAGAAAUGAACACGAUCUUGACUUUGACUCUGCUGAUGAUUCCUGGUGCGGUGAUGUCCAUCAGAGUGACCGGAUAUUCAGGAGGUGGAGUCAACAUCACAUGCAGAUAUAAUGAAGAAAAAACACAAAAUAAAAAGUAUUUUUGUAGAGGUCAGUGGUCAGAGUGCAAAGACCUCAUCAAAACUAAUAAUAAAGAUGAAUGGACACAUGAAGGAAGAUUUUCUCUGUAUGACAACACAACAGCAGCCGUCUUCACUGUGAUCAUCAGAGAUCUGAAUAAACAGGAUUCUGACACAUACUAUUGUGGGAUUGAUAUCUCUUUAAGUGAAGAUUUACACACAGAAGUGAAUCUGAAUGUUAGUGAAGAGAAAAACGUUCACACAACUUCAUCAUCACCAGUUUCCUGGUCUUUGCCAUCUGAGAUCACACCGACUUCUGCGUCAUCAAUAGGCUCAUCUCUGAUCAUCAUUCUGUCUGUUGUUCUGGUUCUGAUCAUCAUUGGACUUUUAUUGCUGUCAGUGACUCUCUAUAAGAGACAUCAGACUCGAGGUGCUGAUUCCUCAUCCAAAGUAUCUCACGUUAGACCAGGACAGAAUGAAGCUGUUUGUCAAACAGUUUGUGAUUAUGAGGAGAUUAAAGACAUCAGAUCUUCUGACUCCAAUACUGCACAAAUCCUCACAAACCCCUCUGAUUAUGCAAACGCUCUUUACUCUACAGUUGAACAUCCCAGUAGAGACAGUCCGUGCUGUAUCACAUCUACUGAUGAUCAGAAUUACGCAGCAGUGAACUUUCACAACAUAUCUGAAUGUGUUGAUCACAUGAGUUUUAGUAAUAAUCAGGAUUACAGUGAAUAUGCAACUGUCAAUCAGGCCACUGUUUGA